Messenger RNA from Pyricularia oryzae 70-15, 168 nucleotides. RefSeq lists its product as uncharacterized. The record is from RefSeq and is a predicted model, not a curated record. NCBI's taxonomy places the organism in Eukaryota, Fungi, Ascomycota, Sordariomycetes, Magnaporthales, Pyriculariaceae. The coding region runs from base 1 to 168 and encodes 55 amino acids. The transcript has 2 exons.
AUGAUCAUGGUUGAUCACGUCGAGGGUCAAGGGGAUCACACACAAUCGGCGAUCGGGCAACGCCGCCAAGGGGAGGGAGGACUCAAAAGAGCUCUGACUCAGAAGCUGCAACUAGAACUGAUGGACCAAGCCAUUGAGGUGCUGAACAUGGACAAACGUGGAAGCUGA